GAAUUUCACGGAUGCUGAUGGAAUCCUAGGGAUGGUAGCAGUGUUGAAUUAGCAAAUCAAAAUAAAUGUGCAUGGUGCCAAGGGGCAAAUGGAUCCAUCUGCAAAAAUUAUCAUUGAUAGGCUUGGAGUUAAAUAAUUUCAUUAUUUAUGAAUUUAAUUCGUCAUAUAGGGAUAGUGUAUAUUGGAUUUCAUUUAUGUACGAUUGAAUAUUUGUGAAAAUAGUUAUCUUAGAUACAAUUUUCCUGUGGGUUCUCAUGUGCAUGUGCAUAUUGGUAUGCUGGAUGCAUCAAAUUCUAUUUUUGGUUCAUGUGUGCGUGCGCGGGAUCGCGCGUUUGUGUGCGAGAGUGUAUAUUCUUCAUUUAGAACGUUAUUGCUGCUGUAUUGGAAUGAAGCUAGUGCAAGACCAAGGGCGCCCGACUGAACGUAUGUUGGUUGUACAGCCAAAUUUCUGUUGCUGCGAUAGAAACAUUCAUCUAGAUCAACAAUGGAAGAAAGAAGAGUGGCCGAUUAUUUUGUGGUAGCUGGAAUGCCCGAUCACCCGAAACUGCUAAAAGAGAACAUAUUUAACGAUUCGUCGCAUUUAAGAUCUACCAACAGUGUAGAUCCUAUCACUGACAUAGGCGUAUAUUUUCCUUCUCUGGGUGAGAAAAUCCCCGCGGACUAUGAGAUACUCGAGAACACGCCGUCGGGACUGCUGGCGGAUCUGAAUUAUGGCUCCGUUCGAACUACCGGCUGCUUUAUCUACUAUCGGCGUGGCAAGGAUAAACCGCCUUUGGUCGAUAUUGGCGUAAUGUACGAAGGUGCCGAACGGAUAAUGGCCGAUGCAGAGAUUGUUAUAAGCACGCCCGGCGAUCGUUUGGCGAACGUGAAUAAUUCUUCUGCCAAAACGUUUCUAACGUUUCGGCGUGCAACCACCGAUAUGCCGUGCAACGAACUGGUGGUAACUGAUCUGUGUGUCGUUAUACCUUCAAAGGGCGAAAAACCUCCUCAUGCGUUCUGCAUGAUCCAUAAAACGCUCAACAAAGGUCUCAUGGGAAGCGAUGUGUAUCUAUGUUACAAAAAAUCGAUGAACCGUCCGAAAUUGAUCAGUUACGAGCCGGAAAUUUUACACCGAUAUCCAACACAUGAUCAUAAUGAUUUUCCGCUAACACUGUGCCCCAGUGUACCACUGUUUUGCCUACCGAUGGGCACAACGUUGGAGACUUGGCCACAUGUACCGGGCGGUGACGGGAAGAUAAAAAGAAAACCAAUUCAACCAAUCUUCAGUACGUUUGUGCUGACUGUCAACGAUGGUACAUACAAAGUAUACGGAUCAGCAUUAACAUUCUACGAAGAUUUUUGUGAAAAUAAACUGAAUACACAACAACGUGAGCUGUUGGAUUGGACGGAAGAUUCACAUAAAACUCAUUCUUUGCACGUGAACAAAUCGAUAUGCAUUUUGUCGAGGUGGCCAUUUGGAGAUACGUUUGAGAAAUGGCUACAAUUCUUACACCAACUGUCGAUUCUCAACGAAAAGCUUCCAGUACCAAUCGAACGAUACAUAACUCAUCUGCUAGAUGAGGUGCCGUUCCCAUCGCCUAGCAUUUUAUUACAACUUUCAACGCUCAGUAAUAACAGAAUUUUGCUUACGCUACCAGAAGAUUCGCCGCUACCUCGUAGCGGUGCUGGUUUUCGGCAGUUGCUUUCCAAUCUUGGCCCGGAAAACUGUUUGCAUGUGCUGUUGCUGGUUUUAACGGAACAAAAGUUGCUCGUACAUUCUUUACGACCGGCCAUAUUGACCGCAGUAGCGGAAGCAGUCUCAUCUUUUCUGUUUCCAUUCAAAUGGCAAUGUCCUUACAUACCGCUCUGUCCGCUGGGUUUAGCCGAGGUACUACAUGCCCCACUUCCGUACCUUAUAGGAGUGGAUUCACGUUUUUUCGAUCUAUACGAACCACCCAGUGAUGUAACGUGCGUCGAUCUGGACACAAACAAUAUUAGUUUGUGUGAAUCGCAAAAGCACCUAACUACCAAACUUUUGCCAAAACGAGCAGCACGUGUUUUACGACAAACUUUGCGUAACCUAGAAGAAUUGAAUCAAAACCAAGGUUGUGACUCGAACAACAGCUUGGAUCGUGAUUUAAAAAAGCGAAAACGCGAACAAAAUCUAGAACAACGGAUUCAGGAAGCAUUUUUACAGUUCAUGGCAUGCAUUUUAAAGGGCUACCGGGAUUACUUAGUACCGAUUUCGAAGGCGCCUACGAUUGGAGCUACGGAUCCGAGCGCGCUGUUUCGCAUGGACGCUUUUCUACGAUCCCGUGAUAAGGCACAUCACAAAUUUUUCACUCUGCUUAUGAAAACGCAAAUGUUCAUCCGGUUUAUUGAAGAACGUUCGUUCGUGUCGGACAGCGACCACAAUUUAGCAUUUUUUGAUGAAUGUGCCGAAAAGGUGAGUGCGUACGAAGAUACGCCAACCGAAAUCAAGCUCAUCGAAUGGGAUUCGGGUCAGAGCAGCGAGCGCACCAAAUUUAUUCUACCGCCCGAAUGCCAACCCGGAUUGCCAGAUCAACUAUACGCUUAUAGUUCAUUCUCGCUCGAUUCAAUGUUGCUAAAAGAAACGCGAAGAAGUGUGCUGGAUAAUGUGUUGCAGCAUCACAACAACAGUCUUGCUCCUGGGUCACCGAUGGCCCGUCGCACAAAACAUGAGAUUAAAACAGCGCAGAAAUUAGCCCGCAAACAUCAAGGAAAUCCGGAGCUGUGGGCAAAACAUUUGCUGGCUACAUGCUACUCUAUUUACUUUAUCGUUUUACCGAGCUUAAUAUCGGAGAACACGGGUCGGGAACAUGCCGUGUUAAAAGCGGCAUACGAUUUACUUAGCAAAGCAUGCAAGCUGAAGGUGCCGUGCGAUGAGGUUUGCUAUCGCAUUAUGAUGCAGCUGUGCGGGUUGCACAAUCUUCCCGUGCUUGCAGUUCAUUUACACUACCUGAUGAAGCGAUCGGGCAUUCAACCGAACGCGCUCACGUAUGGAGUUUACAAUCGGUGCGUACUGGAGGCUCAGUGGCCAUCGGACUCCAUCUUGUCGUCACAAAUGCGUUGGCAUCGUUUGCGGAACAUUGUGAUCGGGGCAGCACAUUUUAAACGUGCUGGAAAAAAAUUUGCCGACCGUCGCCGGCGCUCCCUUUCGCACGAAAGCAGUUCCAUCGGCGGUGCAUUAGAGCUAGUAGACGGUACAUCACGAACAAGCCUUGACUCUGGAUAUUCGCAAGCAGAACAGCAACAACUACAACCGAAUACGAACGUAACGAUGGACUUUAGUGCCUUCGACAAACUGCGCGGAAGAGUAGGUGCAAUUGUGCGGCAAACUACAACUCCUGGUCACCAGGAAUCCGCGGAUGUACUAUCGAGUGCUGGGCUGUUAAUUAGCGGUGAGGCGAGUCAUCAUCUCAAACAACUGCAUUCACAUGCUAGUACUGUUGCUGCGAAGGAAGCAAAAGCUGGCUACAAAAAGGCAUCUCCUGCUAAUGCUUGCGAUAUCAGUCCGCGCAUGCUAGCAAGAGCCGAUAGCUUUGCAGGAGAUUCGAAAUUUAUUGACAAACUGCAGCGACAAACACGAGGCGAUGGGAUGAAAUCGAAACGUGUGCUAGAAUUUCAACGAGAAUCGGGCAGCAUUGCUUCUGAAUCAGAAGAUACGAAGGACGCAUAUGCAAAGGGCAGUCCUACAAAAAUUUCACCUCGCACUCUAGUUACGCAGGACGAUCCCUUGGGAGCACUGAAUGAUAUGACGGAAGAGUUGGUGGCUGAACAGAGCGAAACUGUAGAGAAAAAUGCGGAACAAUAUCAAGCGAGUAACAACAAUACCAUCUACACUGACCAACCUAUCUUAUUCAAAGGUCAACGAUCAGCAACGUUUGACGAUUCGACACAGCUAAACAAAAGCAUGCAAAGGUCCGAAACUAUGCCUAUGACCAGCACGGUUUCGUCGGGAUUUGGAAGUUUGGGGUCAACGUUGAAGUUUAACUUCGGCCGUUACUCACCUGCACGCAUGUCCAUGAAAAAAGACUUGAAAUCGUUAUCCACAAACAUGAUAGAGAAUAUUUCUAACAUAAGUCCGAGCCUUACUGGGAAAAAAUCAAAUGAGAUCCUACAGAGUGGAUUAAGCAGCAUCAAGAAUGCAGCCAAUUCGGUAGCAAAGAAGUUGGACGAUAUAAAAGAAGCCAUUUCAGCAAAUUCAACGCCAGUCAAAACAGGUAGCGGAUUAAUUGGUGGGAGUGGAUUGGAAAGAGACGGCCAUGGGUCUGAAAAUGAUCUACUUCAUCACGAUGAUCCGAUGCAGACAAUGAAUGGCAGCCGGUCGCGUCGUGUGUCCAGUGAAUUCGAUCUUUGGGGUCGUUUCAGUGAAUCGCGUAAGUCUAGUUACAAUAAUUUGGUUCCUUUAGGUGAAAAUGCAACGUCGACAAAUAGCUUGAAUGUAUAUCCAACGUUGCCAGAUAAUAUGUAUCCCACAUUCGCAGAGGUAUCGGAGGCUAGUAUUGCAGAUUUCGUUAUCCAAAUCACGUCUUGUUCGCAAUGUCAUAACUGUUCUGUACUCCUGUAUGAUGAAGACGUUAUGGCUGGAUGGUCAGCGGAAGAUUCCAAUCUGAACACCACAUGCAAUGCAUGCGGGAAGGUGACAGUGCCAUUUCUAAAUGUGCAAAUUAAACGCGAAGGACAAAAUCCUCAGCGAGAUAAUCCGUCUUCUCAGCAGCAUACUACUUCGAAGCAUCAACAUGACAUGAUAAGUGUGCCAUAUUUAAAUCCACUCGUGCUACGUAAAGAGUUAGAAAACAUUCUUAGUGAGGAAGGUGAUUUGGCGCUUAGUAAUGCAAAGUUCGUGGAGGAACAUCCUAUCAUUUACUGGAAUUUAGUAUGGUUUAUGGAACGAAUAGACGUCAACACACAUCUUCCUUACCUUGCCUUACCGCAGCAGGAGGAUGACAACCCCGAUCCGUUGAGCAAUGUAAAAACAGUGAAUGUACAUUGUUUGUGGGACAAUCCUCGACUUCAUUCGGAAGCGGGGCCAGCGAUGUAUAUGCUAUGGCGACAAAAUCAACCAGACAGUACUUUACUGAAAGCUCUGCUUACCGACCAAACAUCGAUCAAUAGAACUGUGAUGCAACAAGUAAUUGCUUCGAUACGAUGCAACGAUUUACUAACACCCGUCAAACGGCUAGCUAACGAACGGCAAAAGUUAAAACACCGAGGCGUCGAUCGUACGCACUCAAUCUACCGCGACAUGCUGUUUCUAGCGUUUAUCGAAAUCGGCCGAGCGGACAUCGAUCUCAUUUCGUUCCAUCGCGAGUAUGCGGCCGUUUUUGAUAAGCUAACGGAGAAAGAAUGUAACACAUUUUACCGCAGUCAGGAUCUUCCGCCAUCGCCGACGGCCAUAUUUUGUCGUGCAUAUUUCAAACCACUCCUUCUACCCUGACCGUUUGUAAACCAACGAUGGUUGAUGUCGCGUGACUGGUUAGGUGGGCGUAAGAAUUAAAAA
This is a messenger RNA of Anopheles stephensi (Asian malaria mosquito), 5503 nucleotides long. RefSeq names its product DENN domain-containing protein Crag-like. Lineage: Eukaryota; Metazoa; Arthropoda; Insecta; Diptera; Culicidae. Bases 485 to 5440 code for a protein of 1651 amino acids. Gene Ontology annotation, molecular function: protein binding. Gene Ontology annotation, biological process: regulation of Rab protein signal transduction. The record is from RefSeq and is a predicted model, not a curated record. The transcript has 11 exons. Gene Ontology annotation, cellular component: cytoplasmic vesicle.